GGCAGGUCCGCGCGGCUGUGACGGGAAGGCGCUGGGAACCCGCAAAGCAAGACGGCAGCUUCCCGGGCGUUCCCACUUCGGAACGUCCCAUCCAGCUCAGACCCGGAAAAAAAACCAAACAAACAGACCUCGUCAUUUCUGUCUUCCUCGGCUCCACCUGCCUUUCCUCUCUGACAGCUGGUCCACCGACGUAUGGACUUGUACAUGAUGAAUUGUGAACUUCUAGCCACAUGCAGUGCCCUCGGGUACUUGGAGGGAGACACUUACCACAAGGAGCCAGACUGCUUAGAGAGUGUGAAGGACUUGAUCCGCUACUUGAGGCACGAGGAUGAGACUCGAGAUGUGCGGCAGCAGCUGGGGGCGGCGCAGAUCCUGCAGCGCGACCUCCUCCCCAUCCUCACCCAGCACCGCCAGGACCAGCCUCUCUUUGACGCCGUUAUCAGGCUGUUGGUGAACUUGACACAACCAGCCUUGCUCUGCUUUGGCAGCGUGCCCAAGGAGCCCAGCUUCCGGCACCACUUCCUGCAGGUGCUAGCCUACUUGCAGGCCUACAAAGAGGCCUUUGGCAGUGAGAAGGCUUUUGGAGUCCUCAGUGAAACUCUGUAUGAGCUGCUGCAGCUGGGCUGGGAGGAACGGCAGGAGGAAGACAACCUGCUGAUUGAGCGGAUCCUGCUGCUGGUCAGAAAUAUUCUCCAUGUCCCAGCCGACCCUGACCAGGAGAAGAGGAUCGACGAUGAGGCCAGUGCCCACGACCGGCUCCUCUGGGCGAUUCACCUCAGUGGCCUGGAUGACCUGCUCCUCUUCCUGGCCAGCUCAACUGCAGAGCAGCAGUGGAGCCUCCAUGUGCUGGAGGUUAUCUCCCUUAUGUUUCGUGACCAGAACCCUGAGCAGCUUGCAGGAGUAGGGCAGGGACACUUAGCUCAGGAGCGGAGGACAGAUGUGGCAGAACUAGAGGUGUUGCGCCAGAGAGAGAUGGCAGAAAAGAAGACUCGAGCCCUGCAGCGAGGCAAUAGGCAUUCUCGAUUUGGGGGCUCCUACAUUGUCCAGGGCUUGAAAUCCAUUGGGGAGAGGGACGUCAUCUUUCACAAAGGCCUCCACAACCUCCAAAACUACACUUCGGAUUUGGGAAAGCAGCCCCGACGGGUGCCUAAACGUCGCCAGGCUGCCCCGGAGCUGUCUGUUCAGCGUCGCUCUGCCCUCAAUGUGAGACUCUUCCUCAGAGACUUCUGCUCUGAGUUCCUAGAGAACUGUUACAACCGGCUCAUGGGCUCGGUGAAGGACCACCUGCUUCGGGAAAAGGCUCAGCAGCACGAUGAGACCUACUACCUGUGGGCCUUGGCUUUCUUCAUGGCCUUCAACCGAGCUGCCUCCUUCCGGCCAGGCCUGGUCUCUGAGACCCUCAGUGUCCGCACCUUCCACUUCAUUGAGCAGAACCUCACCAACUACUAUGAGAUGAUGCUGACCGACCGCAAGGAAGCCGCCUCCUGGGCACGCCGUAUGCACCUGGCUCUGAAGGCCUAUCAGGAGCUGCUGGCCACGGUGAAUGAGAUGGACGUGUCCCCAGACGAGGCUGUGAGAGAGAGCAGCCGCAUCAUCAAGAACAACAUCUUCUAUGUGAUGGAGUACCGAGAGCUCUUCCUGGCGCUCUUUCGGAAGUUUGAUGAGAGAUGCCAGCCCUGCUCUUUUCUUCGUGACCUGGUAGAAACCACCCACCUCUUCCUUAAGAUGUUGGAGCGCUUCUCUCGGAGCCGUGGGAAUCUGAUGGUGCAGAACAAGCAAAAGAAGAGAAAGAAGAAAAAGAAGGCCCUAGAUCAGUCCGCAGCCUCCAGUAAUGUCCCCUACAGCCCGGAGGAACUGGAGGCUGUUUGGCCCUCCCUGGCUGAGCAGCUGCAGUGCUGUGCCCAGGGUCCUGAGCUCAGUUUGGACUCUGUGGUUCCCUUUGAUGCGGCCUCAGAGGUGCCUGUGGAAGAACAACGGGCAGAAGCCAUGGUGCGGCUCCAAGACUGUCUCCUGGCUGGUCAGGCCCCGCAGGCCCUGACUCUCCUUAGGUCUGCCCGGGAGGUGUGGCCAGAAGGAGAUGUGUUUGGCUCUCAGGACAUUUCCCUAGAGGAGGAGAUUCAGCUGCUGAAGCAGAUCCUCUGGGCCCCGCUUCCCCGGCUGCAGGGGCCAGAGGCACAAGGGGCGGAGGAAGAAGAUGAAGAAGAGGAGGAGGAGGAAGAGUUGCAAGUGGUCAAGGUGUCAGAGAAAGAAUUUAACUUUCUGGACUACCUGAAACGCUUUGCAAAUUCAACUGUGGUCCGAGCCUACGUGCUGCUGCUGCGGAGCUACAAGCAGAACAGCGCCCAUACCAACCACUGUGUCGUCAAGAUGCUGCACCGGCUGGCCCAUGAUCUCAAAAUGGAAGCUCUGCUUUUCCAGCUUUCCCUCUUCUGCCUCUUCAAUCGUCUGCUUGGUGACCCUGCAGCUGGGGCCUACAGAGAGCUAGUGACUUUUGCCAAAUACCUCCUGGGCAAAUUCUUCGCAUUGGCUGCAGUCAACCCAAAAGCCUUUGUGGAGCUGCUGUUCUGGAAGAACACAGCUGUGGUUCGAGAGAUGACUGAGGGCUACGGCUCUCUGGACAGCGGAUCUUCUAGUCGCAGACCCCCGGUGUGGAGCCCAGAGGAGGAGGCCCAGCUUCAGGAACUGUACCUUGCCCAUAAGGAUGUGGAAGGUCAGGAUGUGGUGGACACCAUCUUGGCACACCUGAAAACCGCUCCUCGGACACGCAAGCAGGUCAUCCACCAUCUGGUACGGCUGGGACUGGCGGACAGCGUCAAGGACUUCCAGAGGAAAGGAACCCAGAUUGUACUGUGGACAGAAGAUCAGGAGCUGGAGCUGCAGCAGCUUUUUGAGGAAUUCCAGGACUCUGAUGAUGUCCUGGGUGGUAUCAUGAAGAACAUCACAGCCAAACGCUCACGGGCCCGAAUAGUGGAUAAACUGCUGGCUCUGGGGCUGGUGGCGGAGCGGCGGGAGCUGUACAAGAAACGCCGGAAGAAGCUGGCACCCUCAGGCUUGCCUAAUGGAGAGGAGUCCUUGAACGAUUUUUGCCAGGAAGAUCUAGAAGAAGAGGAAGACCUGCCAGAGGAAGAGAGUGAAGAGGAUGAAGAGAAAGAGGAGGGCUCAGAAGCAGAACAAGCCCAGGGUGGCUCCAUCCUUCCACCUCAGACCCUUGGGCAAAGCCUGCAUCAGGAAGGCUUUUCUGCUCCCCUCCUGUGGCUCCAGAACUGCCUCCUUCGAGCAGCAGAUGAUCGGGAAGAGGUUGGCUGCUCCCAGGCAGUUCCCCUGGUGCCACUGACUGAAGAAAAUGAGGAAGCAAUGGAAAAUGAACAGUUUCAGCAGCUGUUGCGAAAGCUAGGGGUUCGGCCUCCUGCCUCUGAGCAGGAAACCUUCUGGCGAAUUCCAGCCAAGCUGAAUCCCACCCAGCUCCGAAGGAUGGCAGCUUCUUUGAGCCAAUCAGAGGAGGAGGAAAAGCUUCAGCCAGGGUUAGAACCUAAGGUCCCUGCAGAGCAAGGCCCUGAGGAGGAGCACCGACAGGAAGAGGCGCACCAACAGGAGGAGGAGCACAGAAAGGAGCACCGAGCACAUGCCCUGAGGGCCCUCCUGUUAGCCCGGAAAAAGAAAGCAGGCCUGGUGUCCCCAGAGGAGGAAGGGACUGAUGGUGGGGAAGAGCAGCUGAAAGUGGCACCCAGGAAGCGACAGCUGCUGGACAGCGAUGAGGAAAAGGAGGAAGAUGAGGGCGGGAGCAAAGCACCAGAGUUGGAAGCUCCAAGAAUCCGGAAGAAGAAACGGUUUCAGGUUGAGGAUGACGAUGAGAGCGACUGAAGAGCCGGAUGCCCAGGGGCCGAGAGAGACCCAUUUUUAAGUGAUGAAUUUAAACUUGAGUUUGGAAGGACAUACAGGACCUGGAAACUCCUCUUACCUGACAGAAGCUGUGGAGCCCUGGGCUUCCCCAUGGAUUUAGGGUCCAGGAAGUCCAGGCAACAGUGUUGGCCUCCUGUACGAUCACUUCUUGCUUCUCCCAGUUUUACCAGUGUGCCUCAGUAGCUCUCUGGAGAUGUAUUCUUGCUCUUCUUUAGUUAGUAGCACCCCCAGCAAAGGAGAGGAGUGAGUGAAAUAUAGAAGGCACCUUGGACCCCUCUUACUGGUCUGUUCUUUUGAGUUUCUGCUGCGGGUGGGUCACAGCAUUAGAUGGGGAGUUUUGUGAUAUGAUGAGUGCGGGUGUUGCACCGUUUUUAAAAGGCACCAGACGCUCCCGUCCUCAUUUUCUUUCCUGUGAUCAUCCCCUAAACACCAGAUUGAGCCUGGUUCCUGCCGUUGAAGUAAGGUUGGGGUGUAGUGUUUGGUUGGUGUUUGGCAUUGAAUUAAACGUGUAAAAUUAAAAGUAGCCAAUGUUGAUUUGACUUGCCAAUCUAUCUAAGUACUCCAACCCUCCACCUGCUAUGUUUGUGGAAGAGCUUUUAACUGUUAUGGUUAAAAGAGGCCAUCAGCCUUCCCUUUUCUCUUGCUUUCCCCACAGAAGACAGAAAAACAUUCUCACCUCAAGAUCUUUUGUCUAGUAUAGAUCUUUAGGGUGAAAAGUGUAUGCAUCAGAACAGGCACAUGAAAAGACGCUCAACAUCGUUAAUCAUCAGGGAAGUGCAAAUCAAUACCACA
Messenger RNA from Hippopotamus amphibius kiboko, 4692 nucleotides. RefSeq names its product timeless circadian regulator (gene TIMELESS). The record is from RefSeq and is a predicted model, not a curated record. Gene Ontology annotation, molecular function: DNA binding. The coding region runs from base 193 to 3861 and encodes 1222 amino acids. Gene Ontology annotation, cellular component: replication fork protection complex. Lineage: Eukaryota; Metazoa; Chordata; Mammalia; Artiodactyla; Hippopotamidae. Gene Ontology annotation, biological process: DNA repair; DNA replication checkpoint signaling; replication fork arrest. The transcript is spliced from 29 exons.